AAACAUCAAAAACCCUAAACCCUAAUGUUCCUCUAUAAAACACCGCCCGAAGGCCCAUAGAGCAAUCGCUGCCGUCUGUUGCUGAAAAGUUAAAACCCCUUUGAUUUGCUUCUCUUUCUCUCUCGACUCUCAGAGUAGCAGCAAUGAGACCUCCUCGAGGGCGUGGCGGUAAUGGCGGUGGUGGCAGGGGUUUUGGAGGUGGAAGAGGCGGUGACAGAGGUAGAGGCAGAGGUUUUGGAGGUGGAAGAGGCGGCGACAGAGGUGGUGGUGCUAUGAGAGGAGGCCGUGGUGGAGGACGAGGUGCGAGCCGAGGAGGCGGUGGAAGAGGUAGAGGUGGAGGUAGAGGCGGAAUGAGAGGUGGUACCAAGGUUGUGGUUGAGCCUCAUAGACACGGCGGAGUCUUCAUCGCUAAGGGUAAAGAAGAUGCUAUUGUUACUAAGAAUUUGGUCCCCGGUGAAGCUGUCUACAAUGAGAAGAGGGUCUCCGUGCAGAAUGAGGAUGGAACAAAAAUUGAAUACAGAGUCUGGAACCCAUUUCGGUCGAAGUUGGCGGCUGCAAUUAUUGGUGGUGUUGAUGAGAUAUGGAUUAAACCUGGUGCUCGAGUUCUCUACCUUGGGGCUGCUUCUGGAACCACUGUCUCUCACGUGUCUGACAUUGUUGGCCCUAAUGGAGUAGUUUAUGCAGUGGAGUUUUCUCAUAGAAGUGGCAGAGACUUGGUUAACAUGGCGAAGAAGCGGACAAAUGUAAUCCCAAUCAUUGAAGAUGCUAGACAUCCUUCCAAGUACCGUAUGCUUGUUGGCAUGGUUGAUGUGAUAUUCUCCGACGUUGCUCAACCGGAUCAGGCAAGGAUUUUAGCACUGAAUGCAUCAUAUUUUCUGAAAGCUGGCGGCCAUUUUGUAAUUUCCAUAAAGGCCAACUGUAUUGACUCAACCCAGCCUGCUGAGGCCGUAUUUCAGAGUGAGGUGAACAAGCUGAAGCAGGAUCAAUUCAAGCCAUUUGAACAAGUUACUCUUGAACCCUAUGAGCGUGACCAUGCUUGUGUGGUUGGUGGCUACCGUGUCCCUAAAAAAACAAAAGCUGCUGCCUAGAGGGUUGUUGAGAUGUGGUUACAUUUUUGUUCUUCUCUUUGUUUUUUCCCGAUUGAGUUGGGGGGAUGUCUCAAGAUAUAUGGUUAUAGUUGUAUUGAAACAUCAUUGUUCCCUCUCAAUCUCUUCGAAGUAUUGCCCUUAAAACAAUUCCCGAUACUCUUUUUUAUGAAUAUCGAUCUUUCUAAGUAA
Messenger RNA from Alnus glutinosa, 1277 nucleotides. Its product is annotated as rRNA 2'-O-methyltransferase fibrillarin 2-like. Gene Ontology annotation, molecular function: RNA binding; rRNA methyltransferase activity; histone H2AQ104 methyltransferase activity. Lineage: Eukaryota; Viridiplantae; Streptophyta; Magnoliopsida; Fagales; Betulaceae. Gene Ontology annotation, biological process: rRNA methylation; box C/D sno(s)RNA 3'-end processing. The transcript is spliced from 7 exons. The coding region runs from base 144 to 1088 and encodes 314 amino acids. Gene Ontology annotation, cellular component: box C/D methylation guide snoRNP complex; nucleolus; small-subunit processome. The record is from RefSeq and is a predicted model, not a curated record.